This is a messenger RNA of Beta vulgaris subsp. vulgaris (sugar beet), 1533 nucleotides long. RefSeq names its product bifunctional riboflavin kinase/FMN phosphatase. Gene Ontology annotation, biological process: FMN biosynthetic process; riboflavin biosynthetic process. Gene Ontology annotation, molecular function: riboflavin kinase activity. Lineage: Eukaryota; Viridiplantae; Streptophyta; Magnoliopsida; Caryophyllales; Amaranthaceae. The coding region runs from base 158 to 1333 and encodes 391 amino acids. The record is from RefSeq and is a predicted model, not a curated record. The transcript is spliced from 11 exons.
UAUAUUUUGGGAUGAAGGCAGUAGUAAUUUUUACAAUUACAACACACCCACGGUGACGGGCCCAACCUCUAGAACCUCUCAUACGCAAAUUCGUCACUCGCACGCAACUUCCAAAGCUCGAAUUGCAGAUGUGAGUAGAACGGUGUAAGAGCUUCAUAUGAUCCACAAGAUGUCAACAGCAAAGCCGGUUAAUAAGUUGGUUUCUUCUGUCAUACUUGAUUUGGAUGGCACUCUUCUUAACAUGGAUGGAGUAGUAACUGAUGUCUUGAAGAGUUUCUUAAUUAAGUAUGGAAAGCAGUGGGAUGGGAGAGAGGCUCUUAAGAUAGCUGGAAAGGGUCCCCUGGAAGGAUCUGCUGCUGUUAUUGAAGCUUAUGAACUACCUUGCUCGUCAGAGCAAUUUUUAAAAGAAAUCAGCCCACUAUAUUCUGAUAGCUUGAGCAAGGCCAAACCUCUUCCCGGCGCCAACCGGUUGAUUAAUCAUUUGCAUAGACAUGGUAUUAAGAUCGCCUUGGCCUCAAACUCUUCUCGGUCAAUCAUUGAGAAGAAAUUAUCCUAUAAUAAAGGGUGGAAAGAAUCAUUUUCUGUUGUAAUUGGUGGAGACGAAGUAAAAGCAGUGAAGCCAUCUCCGGAUAUGUUCCUUGAAGCAGCCAAAUGGCUCAACGUCCAGCCUUCCAAUUGCCUCGUUAUUGAAGAUUCUAUACCUGGUGUUACUGCGGGCAAGGCCGCUGGAAUGGAGGUGGUUGCUGUACCAUCACUCCCGAAACAAUCGCAUCUCUACACAGUGGCAGACGAAGUCAUUAAUUCUCUAUUUGAUUUUCGCCCAGAGCAAUGGAGCUUGCCUCCCUUUGAAGAUUGGAUCGAAGGAACCCUCCCUGUAGAACCUUGGCAUAUUGGCGGUCCUGUUAUUAAGGGAUUUGGCCGUGGGUCGAAGGUACUUGGCAUUCCCACAGCUAAUUUAUCCACAGAAGGCUUUUCAAAUCUUCUUUCUGAAUAUCCAUCCGGUGUAUACUUUGGUUGGGCGGGAGUUUCCAAACAAGGAAUCUACAAGAUGGUCAUGAGCAUUGGGUGGAAUCCUUACUUCAAUAAUCCAGAGAAAACUAUAGAACCUUGGUUGCUUCAUGAGUUUGAGGAUGACUUUUAUGGAGAAGAAUUGCGCCUUGUUGUUGUUGGUUAUAUACGACCGGAGGCCAAUUUCCCUUCUCUGGAAAGCCUUGUAGCAAAGAUCCACGAGGACGGGAGAAUUGCAGAGCGAGCUCUUGAGCUUCCGGUUUACUUGAAAUACAAAGAUGACCCCUUUUUAAGUAGCUUGUUUGAGACCAUUUGUAGCAGCUAGUCAUAAGUGACAAUUAACUGCAUACUGAUUGCAUUUGAAGGAUACAAUCAUAAUAUUUAUUGGUUUUGUGAAGUUGGAGAUGAUGUAUAUUCAUUGUUACUUUGCCAGCUCCAAAUAUGAUUAUGAAUUCAUGUGUGCAAAACAUUGAGAAAACAUGUUUUUGUUAUAUAUGGAAAUACGAAGAUAGUGGCUUUGGUGAA